AUGUCCAAGGGCGCAUUGUCAAGAGCCAGAUCAACAAGUGGGGACAGUACGGACGAGGAUGGAGGAAGCCACGGAUAUCAUGACAACGAGAUGAUGCGGACAGAAGGACGCGACAACCUGAACAACAAACGCAAGCAGCGCAAGUACGCCAAGAUCACCUCCACACGACGGGCCGUCCUGACCAUGGGUUUGACACUCAUCUCUGUCGUUGCCGUGAUGGGGUUAGUGGGAUGUCAAGCUUCCCGAUUGCUUCGCAGACGCUAA
Molecule: messenger RNA, 264 nt
Organism: Linnemannia hyalina
Lineage: Eukaryota; Fungi; Mortierellomycota; Mortierellomycetes; Mortierellales; Mortierellaceae
Source: the annotation of a GenBank genome assembly